UUUCAUAAUAGGCUGCGCAGCGAUAGACAUGUUACCCUUGUAACAUAAUAGAUUUUGGUCAAACAUUUUUUUUGUCUUCUUUCUCAUAUCAGAUAGAUAUAUAUAUAUAUAUAAUAUUUCUAUAUCAACCAUUUUACACUCCUAUAUAUCUCCCAGUCAUAACAAUUGUUUUAAAGAACACAUGGAAUCAUUCUCGUUUUCAUUUCUCUUACUAGUUGGCUUGUUUUCCUCACUCGCUUGUUUCUUCCUUCCUUGUGUGCAGCCACUAUGCCAUGACGAUGAGAGCAAGGCUUUGUUGCAAUUCAAAGAGAGCCUUAUCAUAAACAAGUCUGUUUCUGAGGAUCCUUUGGCCUAUCCAAAAGUUUCAUCAUGGAAUAUAGAAAGCGAUUGUUGCUCUUGGGAAGGAGUAGAGUGUGAUGAGAAUACCGGUAAUGUCAUAGCACUGAAUCUCAAUAGUAGUUUUCUUUAUGGCUCUAUCAACUCAACCAGCACUCUUUUCCACUUUCCUUAUCUUGAGAGGCUUAACUUGGCUGAUAAUCACUUCAAUUACUCUCCAAUCCCAUCUGAGUUGGGUCGUUUCUCAAAGUUGACACAUCUCAAUCUCUCUUCUUCCUUUUUCACAGGCCAAAUCCCAUCAGAAAUGUCAGAACUCACCAAUUUGUCAUCUCUUGAUCUUAGCUUUCUAAACAUGUCAUCUAAAGUACCUGAUUUUUUUGCAAAUUUCUCUUCCCUUACGUAUCUUCACCUAAGAAAUUGUGGAGUCUAUGGAGAAUUCCCAGAAAAAAUCUUCCAUCUUCCGAAACUCAUGUUUCUUGCACCUCUUCACAAUCAAAAUCUCAGCGGUCAAAUCCCGGAGUUUCAAUCAGGUAGUCCUCUUAAAACACUAUGGUUUAGCCGUACUAGUUUCUCUGGUAAUAUACCUACUUCAAUUGGAAACCUUGUUUCAUUAGAAUUUCUUAGCGUUACAAAAACCAAGUUGUCUGGUAUUCUUCCAUCUUCAAUCUCUAAACUAACAAAUCUUACUUAUUUAGACCUUUCUUAUAACCAAUUCAGUGGUGAUUUCCCUUCUUUUCUUCAAAACCUAACCAAGCUAAAAACUAUAUGGUUAGGAGGGAAUCAGCUAACAGGUCAAAUCCCAUCUUGGAUUGGAAAUCUCACAAGCUUAAAUGUUCUAAGUUUUGCAAAAAAUAAGUUUUACGGCCCUUUACCAUCAUCGUUGUCCAGAUUGAAAAAUCUCCGAACUCUGAAUCUUUUUGAGAAUGAUUUGAAUGGUACAGUGGAUUUCAGCUUGUUUCUUAACAUGACUUACCUGGCCGAACUACGACUGGAUGACAAUAAGUUGACGGUGACCACCACAGAAACAGAGGGCACGAAUGCGACUGAUGAUGUGUUCCGGAAUAAAUUUGAGAUCUUGGGAUUAAACAUGUGCAAUUUAAGCCAUUUUCCAAAUUUCUUGAGGUACCAAGAUAAACUGAGAUAUUUGGAUCUUGGAGGAAACAAUAUACAUGGCUCAAUACCCAAGUGGAUAUGGAAUUCAAGCGUUGAAACGAUGGCUUAUUUGGCUCUUAAUGAUAACUUCUUGACAAGCCUUGAACUAGAAGACAACACAUCACAAAGUGAAGAGUUUCCCUUGUUUUGCAACCUCAAGUCCCUUCAACUUCUUGAUCUUUCGAACAACUUGUUCAGUGGAAUAACACUUCCAAAAUGGAAGAAACUCGUUGAAAAUGGUUGA
Molecule: messenger RNA, 1732 nt
Organism: Humulus lupulus (European hop)
Lineage: Eukaryota; Viridiplantae; Streptophyta; Magnoliopsida; Rosales; Cannabaceae
Product: receptor-like protein 7
Exons: 2
Coding region: 182-1732 (516 amino acids)
Molecular function (GO): protein binding
Source: RefSeq, a predicted model, not a curated record